Molecule: messenger RNA, 1898 nt
Organism: Mixia osmundae IAM 14324
Lineage: Eukaryota; Fungi; Basidiomycota; Mixiomycetes; Mixiales; Mixiaceae
Exons: 2
Coding region: 110-1795 (561 amino acids)
Source: RefSeq, a predicted model, not a curated record
UGCGCUGACGUUUCCGCUUUGGCUUGCCAUUCGGCGUCACCGUCGUCGACAUGCAGCGACAUGGCUGAUGCUUCAUCUUCGAUGAGCCUUGCAGGAAUGCACUGAACCGAUGGUCUUGCGGCAGCUAGGUUGGUACAGACUAGCGCUGCUUGCCUCUGUGGUAGCCAUCGCCCUCUUUACCCUACAUGGCGAGAGAGACGAGGAGGAGGACCAUCUGCCUCUUCAGACGGUGCAGUACAACAGCGCUCGCCCGGGAAGACAUCUUCAUCUGCCCACUGCGACGGGCAUCAACGAUAGCCUAUCCCUGAGUACUUUCCUCCGUCAGCGCAUUGGCAAGCUACCGAAAGAUGACUAUCUCUGGGUCACCCUGCUCGACGCGACAUACCUCCGUCAAGGCGGGACGGAUCUCACCCUGUUCCUGCAACGCUUGGGCGAUGGAACGCUUCCUCGAGCGCCCGGACGGGUACGGCCUACGACCGACGUCAGUUCGAUAGACAUGUAUCGAGCCAAAAUUGAUGAUGGCGAUAUCGACUUUGACGAGGCGCUUUACAAUUCCCCACGCGGCCAUCAAGACCUGCUCGUCAUCUGCCUGGACCAAGCCUGUGUCGAUCUAUGUAAUGAGCGUAACCUCUUCGGCUAUGGAGGCUUCUAUCAACCUGCAAGACAGUGGCCUAGCAAACCGCCGCUCAUGAUGACCAAACUGCUCGCGUUCAAAGAGAUUGCAGAGGCAGGCUAUCGGACAUUGUUCGUCGAAGGCGAUGUAUGGCUUCGAUACGAUCCCUAUCCGUACCUGCCCAAAUGGACCGAUGAAGGCUUCGGCAUCUCGUUCCCGUACGAGGGAUCAGCAGAAGUCAACAUCGGCGUCAUCGUCUCGAGCGGAGACAAUGACAAGGUUGCAGAGCUGUGGCGACGCGCACUCGAUGAUAUGAUCAACAGAGUCGGGCAGUGGGACCAGGGUGCAGUCAACAAAGUCUUGGAGUUGACGUACGACAAUUACACCGUUGGUGCUCACGAACGCAAAAAGGCAACGCCCUGGGGUCUCGGCGUCCACUUUCUAGACCGAUUCCGCUUUGUACAAUACCACAGAGGCUAUGGCGUUCCUGCAGAAGCAGUCCUUCUUCAUACGACCUGCGUGGACGACUACCCCAUCAGACGCACACUCGCUGCCACUCAUGGCUUUACGCAAGAUAUAGACAGUUACUAUAGCAAACCUCGCAAAAUUCUCUCGUUAGACGCUCUGACGGGCACCGAAGCCGGCCUGCAAGGUUUCCUCGCCAUUGCAGUCGGCCUUGCUGCAGACUCUGGUCGUGACCUCUUACUGCCCCCGACGGCAUUGUACUUGAACACCAGCGUCCAGCCGAACCUACGCAACAGAGACAUCUGGGCAGUGUUGCCCAUCGAAGAGACAUCGCAAGAGUACAAUGUAGACAUACUCGAGCCGAGAUACCUCUCUCACGCACACACGAAUAGUCAUCGCGAUACACUCGUACUAGACAUACAACUGAGACCUACAUACACCCAGCUCGUCGAUGCGCUCAACAGUCCAUUGUACGAUGCCGCCGGUACAGUAGCGCUGAGUCUAGGCGCUAUGCCCACUGCGCCAAUGUUUAACUGGCGAGACGUUCCGGCGCAAUACAAACGACUCAAGCUUUGCUACGAUCUCUGGCGCACGCCGGGCUGCGAUAUCUCCUGCUUGCGAGAACCGCUGGAAGAUCGACAGGCGCGACUAGCUGCCAAACGUAGGCAGGAGCCCUGGGCGAUGCUCAAACCCGUUCUAUACCCAAAAGGUCUCUGAGCAGGAGCUGUAAAUGGGUCGGCGCGCAAGAGAGGUGUCGGCAGGAUUUCGGCCCUGCGUAUCCUUGGACCCCGCUGGUGUACACACGCACCAUAGACAAGGC